UAUCUCGUCAGCGCGAAGGUCAGAGGACAGGCGCCACUCUCACGGUCACCAGCACGGACACUUCAGCCCCGCGGAGCUGGCGGGGGCGGGGCCUCUGCGGCUGGCGAGCCUGGUCCUCGCUCUGUCGGCUCACUCCGUGUUCGAGGGUUUGGCGCUCGGCCUGCAGGAGGACGGCGCCAAGCUGAGCAGCCUCUUCCUGGGCGUGGCCGUGCACGAGACGCUGGCCGCCGUUGCCCUCGGAGUGAGCGUGGCUAAGGCGUCGCUCGGCAUGAAGGACGCCGCCAAGCUGGGCGUGACGGUGAGCCUGAUGAUUCCUCUGGGGAUAGUGGUGGGGAUGGGCAUCGAGUCGGCGCAGACGCUGGCGGGCAGCGUGGUGUCGGUCGUGCUGCAGGGGCUCGCCGCCGGAACCUUCCUGUUCGUCACCUUCUUUGAGAUUCUGUCCCGAGAGCUGGAGGGCAAACAGGACCGGCUGCUCAAAGUACUCUUCCUCAUCCUCGGAUACGCAGUGCUCGCCGCACUCGUCUUCAUCAAGUGGUGACACACAGGAAGUGCACACGCGCACAGCAAUACCAAAGUAAAAGUCCUCCGAAGGAAUUCCAGCUCUCUGCCAAAACUCAUCGUAGUAAGUAAUGAAAGAUGUUUUUCAAAAUAAAGUUUGAUUCUCACUUAGCUGCAGCCAGGUACAGGUGUGCUCAGGGACACUGUGACAUCAUAGAUGGGCGUGGUUACUGAGGAAACGGACCCAUUAAAGAGACACAAACACCGGCUCAGUGUGUUCAGUCCCCCUUUGGAUUUUCAAAAUAAAGCGACCAAACAUACAUUAUAAUGUAUCUUUUCUUAGAAAGAUGUUUAUAGAAGAAUUUGAAAUCUUGUUUUUUUACAGCUGUGUUUAAGAUUUCAGAGAUUCUUCAUUUCCUUGUUGGUGCUUUUUGACUCUUGUUGUCGGGUUACUACAUCACCUGGAGAACCAGGUACAGAGAUUUGACGGUAAACCUGGUCUCCCAAUCUCCACACACUCCCUGCGGUCCAUGGUAGCUUUGUCUUUCUGAUGAUUUGUUGUUCAUUCUGUUUUGACGUCAUGUUGAUAAAGUGAUGGAAAAUACCAUCAGGAGUCUUUAUCUUGGAUUUUAUUUUGAAAUUAACCAGACGCUCUGUGCGUUUCCUUGUCUCACUUUCUGUUUGGGUCGAUCUAUUCUGUUCAGUUUGACGCGUGCUUGCAGCGAGCUCCAUCCAAAAUAGACUUAUUUGAAACAGAGCAGAGUGUAGCAGCGCCGCUGGCACGCUCUGGAGACGGACGACGGCGCUCGCUGUGGAAACAGGAACAUCGACAAUGUGUGGCAGCAAAAAGCGGCGUAGUGAGCUGCGCUGACGGACCGACUUUUUCUUUUUCUGUUUGCAUUGAGCUCGUCUGUAAAGAAAUGUACUUUCUACUCAAAAUUCUAAUGCAGCACAGAGUUUGUGGAAAUUGGGAUUUUUAUUUUAUUUUAUUAUUUAUUAUAAAUCAUUUGAUCCAUCGUAGAUCUCUAAAGUUUAAAACACUGUCGUUAUUUGUGCUCUGAUUUAUUUCAUAUUUAACCUCGAGCUCAGUGUGAAGUCUAAAGUAUAUUCUCCUCUAAACGAAUUAGAAACACUUGACGAGUGCUGACAGUUAAUGUUUCCUCUCUGUGAAGCUUCUUUAUUUAUACAUUAUAUAAAGGUAUAUUAAAUAUGAUAUAUGAAAGUU
This is a messenger RNA of Labrus bergylta (ballan wrasse), 1723 nucleotides long. The record is from RefSeq and is a predicted model, not a curated record. NCBI's taxonomy places the organism in Eukaryota, Metazoa, Chordata, Actinopteri, Labriformes, Labridae.